This is a messenger RNA of Cannabis sativa, 1435 nucleotides long. Its product is annotated as probable carboxylesterase 17. The coding region runs from base 218 to 1330 and encodes 370 amino acids. NCBI's taxonomy places the organism in Eukaryota, Viridiplantae, Streptophyta, Magnoliopsida, Rosales, Cannabaceae. The transcript has a single exon. Gene Ontology annotation, molecular function: hydrolase activity. The record is from RefSeq and is a predicted model, not a curated record.
CUUGCAACAUAUAUAUAUUAUAAAAUAUAGAAAAAGAAAGAUCGCCAUGACGAGUUCUCUAACAAUAAUAUUCUUCUUACUUAUUCUCUUAUGUAUUCCUAUCUAUAUAAACACCUUCUAAGUCCCAAUACCAAUCACACAAUUCAUAAUACUACUCCCCCAGAAGUACUACAACAUUAAUUACAGUCUUAGUUUGUUAUUUCUACUAAAAUAAUUAAUGGCUGCUAUUUCCAUGGACCCACGGUUCAACCGCUCAUACAAGAACCACCACCACCACAACCUAAAUGGUGGAGCCACCGUGGAAGAAGAAAUCGAAGGCCUAAUUCGAGUUUCUAAAGACGGCCGCGUCGAAAGGCCGGCCAUCAUCCCCAAUGUCCCACCCACAUGGUCACUAAACAAAAACCUGGUCACAUCAAAGGACGUUGUCAUGGACAAAAACACCAACCUAUGGGCUCGCAUUUAUGUCCCAGCUGCCGCUGCGCCGCCAUUGACGGGCCACCAGCUCAAGCCUUUGCUCGUUUACUUCCACGGCGGUGGCUUCUGCGUGGGCUCUGCCGCAUGGAGCUGCUACCAUGAAUUCUUGGCAAACCUUUGUACCAAAGCUAACUGCAUAAUAGUCUCGGUAAAUUACCGUUUAGCCCCCGAAAACCGGCUUCCCGCGGCUUACGAGGACGGCUUCAACGCCCUCAUGUGGAUCAAACACCAAGCUCAGACUCAGAGUAGUAGUAGUAGUAGUAAUUCCAGCUGGCUAAGCCAAUGCAACAUGUCAAGCCUAUUCUUGGCUGGGGACAGCGCUGGAGCAAGCAUAGCUUAUCACGUAGCCACUACUCGGCUAGCUGCUGCAGCCUCGGACGACGCCGUUUUGAGGCCGUUUAGACUGAAGGGUGUGAUUCUGAUUCAACCCUUUGUUGGGGGUGAGACGAGAACUGGGUCUGAGAAGUAUGGGAGUCAACCAUCGAAUAACUCGGCGUUGACUCUCUCAGCUUCUGACACGUAUUGGAGACUGUCCUUGCCUUUGGGUGCGAACCGGGACCACCCUUGGUGCAACCCUUUGAUCAAUAUUAAUGGAGAAUCAGCCAACAAGUACUUGAUGAGGCCUAAUAAUAAUAAUCAUAAUAAUGUGGGUGUAAUGGUUUGUGUUUCGGAAAUGGAUAUAUUGAGAGACAGAAACUUGGCUCUGUGUAACGCUUUGGUUAGCUCAGGGAAGAAGGUAGAAAUGGUUAUGUAUAAAGGGGUUGGUCAUGCAUUUCAAAUUCUGCAUAACUCUAGUUAUUCUCAACUUCGAACUCAGGAAAUGAUGUCACAUAUCAAGAAUUUUGUCCAUCAAUAAGUAUUGGUUUUGGGUAUCUAAAAUGGUUUUUGUGUACGUAGUUCAUAUUUAUUUAGUUAUAUAUGUUUAUAUUAAGUUUAACUACAGGGCUUUUCUUUAGUACUA